AUGUCACGGAUCUCCUGCUGCCUGGCACCUUUACUUCUGGCUGUGUUGACAGUAUUCUGCAAUGCACAGGUCUAUCAGCAAUAUGAUCCAUACAAUCGAUACAGCAAUACAAACUAUGGAAAUUAUGGAAAUACAAACCCCUAUGGAAAUACAAACCCCACAUUUUCCAGUCUGAGCUCCAACUACUACUACACUACAUAUAAUCCAUAUUAUUACAGCACCUAUACAACGCCAUAUCCAUACAGCUACACUAAUUCUAUGAAUUAUCCCAAGAUUCGCAUUUGGCCCUAUGUUGUGGGCCAAUAUUUAUACCCAUCCUAUUAUAAUUCCAACUACAACAAUCCAUACGCCUCGUUCAAUACGCCAAAUUGGCAAAGUUAUUACUCGAACGCCUACCAAAACAAUUGGGGCAAAAAGUAG
Messenger RNA from Scaptodrosophila lebanonensis, 420 nucleotides. RefSeq lists its product as uncharacterized. Lineage: Eukaryota; Metazoa; Arthropoda; Insecta; Diptera; Drosophilidae. The transcript has 2 exons. Bases 1 to 420 code for a protein of 139 amino acids. The record is from RefSeq and is a predicted model, not a curated record.